AGUUUAACGCGGACAUUCAUAUCGUUCGGACGCGAAAGUUUCGUAGCGAGACUCGUAUCGUCCGCACGCAAUCCCACGGAUCGCAGUGUUCGAAAAAUUUUAAAAAUAAUUUUAUUGAAUUUUUUCUCGUAAUCAUGGUGCGUACUAAAGACGGGGACGGUAUAAAAAGUAACUUAAUAGUUACCGAAGUGCAAAAGAGGGCAUGUUUGUACGACACGAAUGAUCCUAAUUACGGAGAUAGGGCGGAGAAGGCGAGGUGCUGGGAGGAAGUGUACGAGUGCGUGGUGCCGUGCUGGAUCACUCUCGGGCAGGCUGAGAAGUUAUCAGCCGGUAAAGAGGUCCAGAAGCGUUGGCGUUCGAUCCGCGACUCGUACACGAAGGCGUACCGCCAGGGCAAGUGCGUGCUGCCCGACCAGUGCCAGCCGGGCAGCCGCCGCUACCAGUACCACAGGCAGAUGUCCUUCCUGCUGCGAGCGCUACAGAACAAGAAACCUAGAUAUUCGCAAGACAAGUACGAGUCGUUCUCAGAAGUUUCCAAUUCACCCCAGCACCCGCCACCGGAAGAUCUGCCCAAGAUCAAGACGGAAGUCAUAGACAAACCGCUCGACCUUAAAACUAAGUCAGACAAACCGGAAGUGCCGGACAAGCCAGAGACACAAGACAAAUGCAACCAAGCUACCAUAGAGCAAGAGAUACCUAUAGAAAUGAAAAAUCCAUCGCUAGAAAUUAAAAUUGAUGCAAACUCUAUCCUGCCAGAGGACCAUUUCAACGACGAUAGAAUGUUUAUGAACUCACUACUGCCACUUUUUAAGAAAAUGGACGACGACACUAGGUUGUUGUGCCGUAUUGAAGUUUUGAAAAUAAUUAGGUACGCAUUACAAGGUCAUAAGUGUUUUGAAGCGUUAAGAUUGGCGGAGGAUAGUUUCUUUAAGAAUAAAAUAAGUGGUAUUCUGGCGAAGGAGGAGAGCACUGAGACGUCCAUAAACAAUACUCGGACAGAGUCGAGAUUGUCUAUGACGACUAGAUCAGCUGACGGAAGCAGACCUGUUAGGAAACGAAAGACUCGUUCGCCUUCGCCGGCACCUGUUCCUGUUAAACGGAGAGGACCAGGACGUCCCAGGAAGAUUCGUCCGCCGCCAUCUGAUUCUGAUGAGGAGCAGGUUGUGAAGAGAAGGUGUCCCAAGCUGAAGGUGCCGGCGAUAGAACCGGCCCAGAUGUCCGAGAUGGAGGAGUCGCUGAGUAAAGCGACCAGCGUCGCCCAACUGUCCACACCACUCUUCAUGAAGAUGUACAACUUGGAACGUUCGAAGUCAGCGCCGCUACAGACGCCACAGACUAUGCACGUCACCAUCAAGACGGAACCGCUCGACGAUCCACAGACUAGCUAGACCUCUUAGUAUAAACAUUUUUAUUUAGGAAUUCUAUGCGAUCUGUUUCGAAUUUAAUCGACGAUCAUGAUCGAUACAUCGAUUAUCGAGUUUGUUACAACGAUGCUAAAGGUAGAAAUGUGAAAUAUUCGUUUUCAAAUAUGAAACUUUUCUUAGUGCGAGUUCUUGAUAUGAAUAUUAAAAAAUAUGUUAAUAUUUUGUUCGUUUGUUUCGAUUGUCAAGAGAUGACAUUAUUUGGUAAACAAUAGCUAUUUUCGUUAUACAAAUUGUCUUGUUGUUUCCAUUAACGAUAUGUAUGAAACGACAUGCC
This is a messenger RNA of Diatraea saccharalis (sugarcane borer), 1698 nucleotides long. The record is from the annotation of a GenBank genome assembly. Lineage: Eukaryota; Metazoa; Arthropoda; Insecta; Lepidoptera; Crambidae.